Molecule: messenger RNA, 729 nt
Organism: Aspergillus luchuensis
Lineage: Eukaryota; Fungi; Ascomycota; Eurotiomycetes; Eurotiales; Aspergillaceae
Exons: 1
Coding region: 1-729 (242 amino acids)
Source: RefSeq, a predicted model, not a curated record
AUGGAUCAACCAACUCAUAUCAUCGACCACGAAGGAGAGGUGAUCAUAGUCUUACGCAAUGCCAACUCUCCCUUCGCACCAGACGAUUACGAAGACAUGAAUACUGAAGCGGAUGCCUUGGAACUCCCAGAAACAGAUGGAGAGCAACCUGCUGGGCAAACCGACGAGAAGCGACUUGCCAAAGAACAGCCGCCCGAGACGCCAGCCGAAGACGCGCCCCUCAGUGAGACACCAGAAGAGAAUCGUUUCCGUAUUCGAGUCUCCGCGAAACAUUUAAUGUUCGCGUCCCCGGUUUUUAGAAACAUGCUCACUGGAGGCUGGAAGGAAAGCAUGACUUAUCUAUCGAAAGGCUCCGUUGAAAUCACUGCCGAGAGUUGGGAUAUUGAAGCGCUACUUAUCCUACUUCGCGCAAUUCACGGACAACAGAGUGAAAUCCCUCGAAAGCUAUCUCUCGAAAUGCUCGCGAAAGUUGCUGUUUUGAUCAACUACUAUGACUGCAAAGAUGCCGUGUCGAUUUUGACAGAUCUAUGGAUCAACGCUCUGGAAGAAAAGGUUCCCGAAUCAGGUUCCCGGGAUUUAAUGUUGUGGGUCUGGGUCUCUCAGUUCUUCAAACUGUCUUCGCAGUUCGAAACAUCAACAUCGAAUGCCAUGUCGCAGUGUGAUGGCUUGAUUACCAGCCGAGGGCUUCCAAUACCCGAGAAAGUUAUCAGUAAGGACACCCAACGCUAA